Molecule: messenger RNA, 648 nt
Organism: Cryptomeria japonica (Japanese cedar)
Lineage: Eukaryota; Viridiplantae; Streptophyta; Pinopsida; Cupressales; Cupressaceae
Product: low affinity inorganic phosphate transporter 1-like
Exons: 1
Coding region: 16-648 (210 amino acids)
Biological process (GO): transmembrane transport
Cellular component (GO): membrane
Molecular function (GO): transmembrane transporter activity
Source: RefSeq, a predicted model, not a curated record
CCCGCAGCCAAAACGAUGAACGCCAUUGAGGAAGUUUACCCUGUGGCUAGAGCCCAGUCGUUUAUUGCGGUCUGCGCAACUGUCCCCGGCUACUGGUUCACCGUUGCCCAAAUCGACCGCAUCGGGCGCUUCGCUAUCCAGCUCAUGGGAUUCUUCUUCAUGACAGUGUUUAUGUUUGCUUUGGCGAUUCCUUACUAUCAUUGGCGAGGACACAAGUGUUCCAGUGGCUACUGCGUUGGUGACCACGUUGCUUUCGUGGUCAUGUAUUCAUUUACUUUCUUCUUCGCCAAUUUUGAGCCCAACAGUACAACUUUCAUCUUCCCGGCGGAGAUCUUUCCUACGAGAUUGCGAUCCAUAUGUCAUGGGAUUUCCGCAGCAGCUGGCAAGGCAGGCGCCAUAGUCGGAGCUUUCGGAUUCCUGUACGCCACUCAAAGUAUAAAUGCAAGUGAAACAGAUCAGGGAUAUCCCAAGGGUAUCGGCAUCAAAAAGCCCCUUUUAUUGCUCGAUAUAAUCAAUGCACUGGGUUUUCUGUGCACAUUUUUCGUGCCGGAGGCCAAGGGUAAGUCGCUGGAAGAGAUGUCCCGAGAAAACGAAGAAGAACAAGAUGCCAACGUUGUCGAGUUGUCCUACGUUUUUGUUUUAUUGUAA